AUGGCCACCCACGUUGUUACUGCCACUACCACCACCACUACUUCUCCCGUCCUCGCGGGAAAUCAAAUCUCCCUUUACGGCCAAACUACCCCCAUUCACUCCGCCGAGACCACUGCCAACAACUCGCCUGCCUCGCCUCAGCAGCAGUACCUUCCCCUCCACAGCAAACAGCUUCGUCCCUUGAAGGGUCCGCUGUAUGUUCCUGCUGCUCUGCGCCCCAACGAACACGCUGCGCAGAAAGCCUCUCCUCCGACUCCCCCCCGCAGCGUCCACGGCUCUUUGGACAGCCUGACUGAAGGCGAGAUCGGUGUCCCGGCUACUCGUCGCUCCACCAUGGAAAGCUACAGCAGUGGUUCAACCGUCAGCAAGCUGGCGGAGGACGAGUGGAUGAAGAAGGAAGACCUUGGCCAGGUCACCGGCCAGCCGACCCGCGAACAUUGGAAAGCCGACUCUGCUUCUCCUAACUGCGACUCUCCUACCUGUCGCUCUUCCUUCGGUAUCUUCCUGCGUCGCCACCACUGUCGCCAUUGCGGCCAUGUCUUCUGCUCUUCGCACACCCCCUAUGUCGUUCCUCUCGAUCAGAAUGCCCGCUUUCACCCUGAGGGAGUCCCGUCGCGUGCUUGCGAUCUCUGCUGGAGCGCCUACUCGCGCUGGGAGGAGUCGCGCACUGAGCGCCUGAACAAGAUCCAGACCCAGCUCGACGCGCAGACCGGUACUGUUCCCGCUGGCACCAACCGCGCUGUCGCCCAGACCACCAAGGCCUCGCCGGUCGAGAGCCUCAAGGCUGCUGCUCUCAACGGAGUGCCGGGACAGAGCACAGAGAUCGCUGCCAGCGUCCCUCGUGGCUGGAACUGGAGCACUUUCUGA
Molecule: messenger RNA, 867 nt
Organism: Aspergillus saccharolyticus JOP 1030-1
Lineage: Eukaryota; Fungi; Ascomycota; Eurotiomycetes; Eurotiales; Aspergillaceae
Product: FYVE zinc finger domain-containing protein
Exons: 2
Coding region: 1-867 (288 amino acids)
Molecular function (GO): metal ion binding
Source: RefSeq, a predicted model, not a curated record